GGCAGCUGAGCCGCUGCUGCAGGCGCCAGACGCCGCGCCGGCCGCGGGGAGAGCGCGGGGCGCGAGAUGCGGCCCGAGGACGGCGCGGGGGCUGCGGAGCCGGGCGAGCCCGUGCUGCUGCUGACGGACGAUGCGCCCCCGGGCGCGAGUGAGGAGCCGGCGGCCGCCGGGACGGAGGGGGCGCCCGGCCGCGGCAGGUGCUGGCUGUGCCCCGCCUCGCCGUGCGGCUCGCGCGCGGAGCCGGAAGCCAAGAAGAAAGCACCCUGUCCUGGACUUGGCUUGCUUUACACAUUAUUGUCUGCCUUCCUUUUCUCAUUGACCUCUUUAUUUGUUAAAAAAGUGCAAGACGUCCAUGCUGUAGAGAUUAGUGCGUUUCGAUGUGUGUUCCAAAUGCUAAUUGUUAUCCCUUGCUUAAUUUACAGAAAAACUGGGUUUAUUGGCCCAAAAGGUCAACGAAUUUUCCUCGUUCUCAGAGGAGUCCUUGGUUCUACCUCCAUGAUCCUUAUAUACUAUGCUUUCCAGACAAUGCCCCUCGCUGACGCCACAGUUAUCACGUUUAGCACUCCAGUAUUUACGUCCAUAUUUGCUUGGAUAUUUCUCAAGGAAAAAUAUAGCCCUUGGGAUGCUCUUUUCACCAUGUUCUCAAUCACUGGAGUGAUCCUUAUCGUCAGACCACCAUUUCUGUUUGGUUCCAGCUCUUCAGGGACAGAAGAAAGCUAUUCCGUCCAUCUUCAGGGAACAUUGGCAGCAAUCGGACAUGCCGUAUUUUCUGGAAUGACUCUAGUUAUCCUAAGAAAAAUGGGAAAAUCUGUGGACUACUUUUUGAGCAUUUGGUAUUAUGUAAUAACUGGCCUCCUUGAAAGCACGAUCGUCCUCUUUAUAUUAGGAGAAUGGAGUCUGCCUUACUGUGGCUUCGACAGGCUAUAUCUUGUACUAAUUGGCACAGUUGGUUUGGGGGCUCAGGUAUUUCUCACAAAAGGACUUCAAAUAGAAAAAGCAGGGCCAGUAGCAGUAAUGAGGGCAAUGGAUGUAGUCUUUGCUUUUAUCUUCCAGAUUAUUUUCUUUAAUCAGGUGCCAUCAUGGUGGACGGUGGGUGGUGCUAUCUGCCUAGUAGCCAGUAGUAUUGGAGCAGCCAUUCAUAGAUGGUACCAGAGUUCCAAAUGAAGCAUCAUUGCUGCAAUACAUAUUUUUUUCAAGUAUACCCUCACCCAAUUCAGACGCACUAUAUAUGCUUACACACCUGGGAAAUCUGCAUUUACUUUGAUUAUAUUUAAUACAUUUCAUAAAGUGCCAUUGUUGAAUAUGGUAUGUCUUUAAUUAGCUAAGAAUAGCUAGUCUAUUUGGUCUAGCAAUUUUGGGGGGUAUCUUUUUCAGUUUUGGUUCGUUUCUUGUUGGAGUGGCAUUGGUGAGAGGAGAGCACAAUGUUUGAAGAAAAACCAAAAAUUUUUAUGACUCUAGUAAUUUUUUAAAUGUCUUUUUACUACCGAUGGGAUAUGGGUGGGAGGAAAUUUUAGAUACUCUUUUAACAUAGUAAAGCCUAAGAAUCUUAUUGAUAAUGCUGCUAUAAUUAGUAUUAUGUUGAUAAUUCAUUUGCAACAUAAUUCCAUUUAGGUGGCCAAAGCUGAAACUUGGGAUAGGUGCCUACUUAAUGCUGUUAAUAAUACAAAAGAAUUGGCCUUAUUUUCAAGGAUUUUAUAAAUGAUUGUCAUACUUUUAACUCUUGUGCCUUUUCAUUUUAAUGCUGGAAUUUUUAUUAUAUAACCUGUAAAAAAAGGUUUUUAAAUCGCCAAAUUUGGCUAGUAGUUUUCUGUGUCAGUGGUAUUAGCAACUGUAGUUAUCAUUCUAUAAUUUUAAUUGCCUCUGUUUUUUGAAACUGCACUAAUGUUAUUUUUUCUUAACAUUCCAAGAUUUCAGAUCUUUGAAUCACAAGGAGAAAUCUUGGCAUGACCAGUGUGCACAUUUCCAUCCUGAAGUGUUUUCUCUUCACUAGAAAUGUGAUUUUCUAUAAAUUCUCUUUGAAUUUAUAGUGUGAUGCCAAAUAAAAUUUUCUCAGGAUCUUAUUAGGUUGAACCAUAUGAAAUUGCCACGAUUUUACCAUUUUAAUUUACAAAAACUAUAGUUUCAUAUGGUUCACCCUAAUAGAUACCUCCCUUACCCUCUAAAUCAGGUACUUAAAGGACCUUGGACUAUGUGUUAAAAAUAAUUUUUAAAGUACAAGACUGCUAUUAAAAUUUUUAUUGUUAUGACAUUAUAUGUAAUAAUGCUUGAUGUUAUACAUUAAAUGUAAAGACCUGUGAAUCCAUGUUUGAUUGACUUUUAUAGUUUCUUAUAGAAAAAAAGUCACUGUUAAAUUCU
Molecule: messenger RNA, 2355 nt
Organism: Microcebus murinus (gray mouse lemur)
Lineage: Eukaryota; Metazoa; Chordata; Mammalia; Primates; Cheirogaleidae
Gene: SLC35G1
Product: solute carrier family 35 member G1
Biological process (GO): regulation of cytosolic calcium ion concentration; calcium ion export across plasma membrane
Cellular component (GO): plasma membrane; endoplasmic reticulum membrane
Source: RefSeq, a predicted model, not a curated record